UAGAUGACUUGAUCUAAACGUUUGUAAUACAACUUGUACUUAAAGAAAUGUCAACGACUCCCUGCAAGAAUCAAGACACAGGGUCUUUGUUUUGUGAACUUUGAUUUAGUAAUGGCUGGAGGCGGUUCUGCUUCGAAUUCAAGCUCCACGACAGGUGUUCGGAUCGUUGUUGCUGGUGACCAUGGUACUGGUAAGUCCAGCUUGAUUCUUGCUACCGCUGCGGACUCGCUUCCUACAAAUGUUCCAUCGGUGUUGCCCCCUACCAGGUUGCCAGUGGAUAUGUUCCCUGAUCGUGUCCCCGUUACAAUCAUUGAUACCUCUUCCAGUCUGGAGAAUAAAGACAAACUUGAUGAUGAACUAAAGAGUGCUGAUGCAGUAGUUCUUACCUACGCGUGUGAUAAAACUUCAGCACUUGCUCGGUUGACUACGUUCUGGCUUCCUGAACUUAUACGACUUAAGGUGAAAGUUCCUGUUAUAGUGGCAGGUUGUAAGUCGGACUUAGCAGAUUUCAAGCAAGUAAUUGGUUUGGAGAGAGUGAUGCCUAUAAUGAAACAGUUUCGGGAGAUUGAUAUUGAUACCUGUAUUGAAUGUUCAGCAUCCAAACGCUUGCGGAUUUCAGAGGUUUUUAACUAUGCCCAGAAGGCCGCACUUUAUCCAAUAGCUCCAUUAUUUGACCUGGACGCACGAACUUUAAAACCCAGAUGCAUGAGGGCUCUAAAGAGGAUAUUUAUUAUCUGUGAUCAUGAUAAAGAUGGUGCCUUAAGUGAUGCGGAGUUGAAUGGCCUCCAGGUCAAAUGCUUUAAUGCUCCGCUGCAGCCCUCAGAAAUAGUGGGUAUAAAAAGAGUUGUGCAAGAAAAACUGCCUGCAUGUGUUAAUGAGAAUGGUCUAACAUUAGCCGGCUUCCUUUCCCUUCAUGCAAUAUUUUUUGAAAACGGCAGUCCAGAGACGACAUGGACCAUUUUAAGAAAACAUGGAUAUAAUAAUGACAUUAGGCUUUCUGAGAAUCAUCUUCUACCUCCGGUUAUUAGGACUAAUCAUCAGAGUGUGCAGCUGACAAGUGAAGCUGUGGAAUUUCUCAGAGGAGUUUUUACCUUGUUUGAUAGCGAUGGUGAUGGGGCACUUAAUGCAGAUGAGCUAGAUGAUCUUUUUUCUACUGCACCAGAAAGUCCUUGGAGGGAAGCUCCAUAUGUAAAUGCUGCAGAAAAAAAUGAGAUUGGAGGAUUAUCGCUGGAUGGAUUUUUAUCGGAGUGGGCGCUAAUGUCUGUUUUAGAUCCAGUUCUUUGUGUGGAGAACCUAAUUUACAUUGGAUAUGCUGGUGAUCCUUCUUCCGCUCUAAGAGUUAUGCGAAAAAGAUGUGUUGACCAUACAGAGCAAAACACUGAACAAAAUGUAUUCCAAUGCUUUGUUUUUGGACCAAAAGAGGCCGGAAAAUCCUCAUUUUUGCAUUCUUUUGUUGGAAGGCCAUUUUCUGAAGUUUACAUGCCAACGACUAAGGAGCAAUAUACAGUUAAUAUUGUUGAUCAGCCUGUUGGAACAAAAAGAACAUUAAUUUUAAGCGAGAUACCUGAAGAUGCUGUUGAAAAUCUGCUGAUUCAGAAGGAUGCUUUGGCAGCCUGUGACAUAGCAGUUUUUGUUUAUGACAGUUCAAAUAACUCUUCAUGGAUAAGAACAAUAGAGUUACUUGGUCAAGUUGCGAGUCAUGGGGAAUCUACUGGUUAUGAGGUUCCUUGCAUCAUUAUUGCAGCUAAAGGCGACCUUGAACCAAAUCCAACUGCAUUACAAGAUUCAACAAGGUUGAGCCAAGAUAUGGGAAUAGAGGCUCCGGUACCGAUAAGCACAAGGUUGGGAGACUUCACUGACGUGUAUAAGAAAAUUGUGAGAGCGGCAGAGCACCCUCAUUUGAGCAUUCAUAGGGAGGUGGAGGUGCGAUGCAUCAACUAGUAAGGGUAAGGUUUGGUGUUGAGACCAGCUUUGGAACGACCUGGCAUAGGGCAUUGUUGAACUUUGAAUGAUAUCUUGUUUGGACGUAUGUUUUUCUGAGAUUCCAUUGCAUUUUGUUUUUAAAUUAAAACUUCUAUUGUGUGUUUGACGUUUUAAAAAAAUGGUUUCUUGUGUAA
Helianthus annuus (common sunflower) is the source of this 2117-nucleotide messenger RNA. RefSeq names its product mitochondrial Rho GTPase 1. Gene Ontology annotation, cellular component: mitochondrial outer membrane. Gene Ontology annotation, molecular function: GTP binding; calcium ion binding; GTPase activity. Gene Ontology annotation, biological process: small GTPase-mediated signal transduction; mitochondrion organization. NCBI's taxonomy places the organism in Eukaryota, Viridiplantae, Streptophyta, Magnoliopsida, Asterales, Asteraceae. The transcript is spliced from 14 exons. The record is from RefSeq and is a predicted model, not a curated record. The coding region runs from base 112 to 1941 and encodes 609 amino acids.